Exophiala aquamarina CBS 119918 is the source of this 2007-nucleotide messenger RNA. RefSeq lists its product as uncharacterized. The coding region runs from base 1 to 2007 and encodes 668 amino acids. Gene Ontology annotation, biological process: termination of RNA polymerase II transcription. NCBI's taxonomy places the organism in Eukaryota, Fungi, Ascomycota, Eurotiomycetes, Chaetothyriales, Herpotrichiellaceae. The transcript has 2 exons. Gene Ontology annotation, molecular function: mRNA binding; ubiquitin binding; phosphatidylinositol binding. Gene Ontology annotation, cellular component: cytoplasm; mRNA cleavage factor complex. The record is from RefSeq and is a predicted model, not a curated record.
AUGUCUGGUCUCCCAUCUGAUGAGGUCGCUGAAGAUUAUAAGGGGUCGCUGGAGGAUCUUAUGACCAAUGACAGAUAUCAGAUUUCCAAUCUGACUUUGAUCGCCAAGGAGAAUACCGAGCAUGCUGAGGCCAUCUCCCGUGUGCUGCAGAAUCAUAUCAAUCGAGCACCUCCGGCACGAAAACUUCCCGCUUUGUACGUCUUGGAUUCGAUAGCGAAGAACGUCGGGUCGCCAUACACGAUCUACUUCGGUCGCAAUCUCCAUCAGACAUUCAUGCAUGCCUACUCUCAAGUGGACACCAAUGUUCGCCGGAAGCUUGAGGAGAUGCUGAAGACCUGGCGAGAACCAGUGCCGGGCGCACUGUCUACUACUCCGGUCUUUCCUAUAUCCAGCACACAGAGUAUUGUCGACAAUCUCAACAAAUUCCGAGCUGCGACGGCGGCCAAUUCCCGCUUUCAAACAACGCCAAUCCAAGGUGCUCCUGCGAGAGUCGCGUCGACCCAACAACCCUAUCGGCAAACCGCGACACCCCCUCAGACAUCUAUUCAAUAUCCUCCGGCCUUACCAACCCAUAUCCGAAGCCCGCAACCACAUUCAGUGACGCCGACAAUCCCAGGACAGUCGUAUAGUCAAGCACCAUUAGCUUCAUACGUCCAGCAAUAUUCUUCACAAUCAGCACCUUAUUAUCAUCCACCCCAGCCAGUCCAAGCAGCAACGACAACUCAAUACGGAGCCGCCCUAAUACCCCAAUAUCCAAUCCCUUCUGCAGGACAUGCUCCUUCUUCCGGACCAGUGGACAUACAAAAGCUGCACGUCGACAUUGAUGACCUGACCACCGAUGCAAAAAUUGAAUGUGCAACCCAUCCGAUGGACCAAGCAGCGCAACGUCAUCUGACCACCCUACAAACACUCAAGGAGAUUUUGGAGAGUGGCAGCACAUCUGAGGAAGACUUGAUCAAUAUCAGGAACACCAUCAUGAAGCAGAUGGCCGACAAAUUGGCAGCCGGUCGAAGUUCUUCAACACCAGCAACAGCUGCAGCUCCCACCCACAUUCAGCAACAGUAUGUAAUCUCACCACCUCAGCCCCUACCCACGCCGGCACCACCAGCGCCAUCUAUUUUUAACACCACCAAUCUCGCCGAGCUACUGCGACUCACUGCCAAUCAACAGGAGCAGCACCGCGCGGCACCUCAGUCUACGCUCUACUCGCAACCUCAUUCGGGUGUCGCCACUCCUUUGCUGUCCGGGGCUGCUCCUCCUGUUGCGCCUGCACCAGUCACGGAAAAUCCACUUUUAGCACAACUGCGAGCAUCAGGUUUGUUGUCUAUGGCCCCAACGCCACCUCAAGGUCUCACGCCGCCGUUGUCGUCGCUAAAUACCUUGGCAACUGAUGCUCGCAUUGAAGUGAGUCUCUCUUCAGCUGCACUCAAGAUCCCGCGACCUUAUCUGAUCCAAACCUUUCUGAAUGCGCGACCCAACCAGUGCAGUACGUGUGGCCGAAGAUUUACUUCUGAUGAAAUUGGCCGAGCAAAGAAAGCAGCACAUCUUGAUUGGCAUUUCAAAACCAAGGAGCGGAUGUUGGAGGCGGAGAAAAGAGGCCAGAACCGGAGUUGGUAUGUUGACGAAAGAGACUGGAUUGCCAGCAAAGAGUAUGAAGACGAUACCGGACCGGCGGAUGCAAACGGGGCGCCAGUGAACGGGGCGCCGGCCACUGCGAAGAAAAAGGUUGACUUUGUUCGAGCACCAACCGAUCCGAUGUUACGAUCACUACCAUGUCCAAUCGACCAAGAACCCUUCAAGAGUGAAUGGAGUGAGGAGGUACAGGACUUUAUUUGGAAAGAUGCUAUUCAUGUCGGCGGGCGGUAUUAUCAUGCAAGCUGCUAUGCGGAAAUCACCAGAGGGCGAGAAAAGGACGGAGCUUCAACACCGGCAGCGGGGGGAAUUGGGCGGACUGCCACACCAGACUCUGUGCUAGGAAAGCGGAAGGCAGAGGCAAGUCUGCGGUGA